Messenger RNA from Saccostrea echinata, 2488 nucleotides. RefSeq lists its product as uncharacterized. The transcript has 6 exons. The record is from RefSeq and is a predicted model, not a curated record. Lineage: Eukaryota; Metazoa; Mollusca; Bivalvia; Ostreida; Ostreidae. The coding region runs from base 95 to 1048 and encodes 317 amino acids.
AGUAGGUCACAACUUUACGCGGUAUUUCCGUUCUUGUAAACAAUAAGGCAUAGCUGAUAGCAUAUUGCAAGAUAGGCACACAAUAUAUCCAACCAUGGCGUUCGUUUUACAGAACAUAAAGGACUUGCUUAGUAUUCCAGAUAACACUGUUAUGCAGCUGACUUUGCCAGCAUCUUUGCUUAUGUUUGCAGUCACUGUCCCAUGGGGCAGGAAAACUCUGAUGGACAUCACGUCGUUGAUAUUCGCUGUCAAGGGAUUCGGAGCACUACUCUAUCCAGAAGCUGUGAAUUUCUGGUUCAAAAAAGGAGUGGCAGAUGGCUUACACUUGCAGGAAAUUCGUGACAUUGGAAUAAUCUUGAUGGCUCUAGCAUUUACUCAUUUUAUGACACGUAAAAGCAAUGAUCGAACCAUGGAAAUCAACUUACUUUGGUCAAGGACUAUGUUCUUUGGAGCAGUUUUCCUGCUUAAUGCUGUACGACUGAUAAAUUACGACAGCAAGAAAGAAAAAAUAUCUCUUUAUGUUGAAAAGCUUGCAGCAUUGGUUACUGGGCUGUAUUUUGUGGCUUUUCUUUUCUACUCCCUGCGUGAGGAUGACUGGGGAGGAAGUACGGAGCAAUCAACAUCCAAAACUCACUUUCACCUCAGGAUAGACUUUGUAAUGUUCUUUGUGCAUGGGAUCAUUGCCUACUGCUUUCCUGAAUUUAUUGCUACAUUCCAGACAAAACUGUCUUCUCUGGACCCUCUGCAUGAUUACACAGCACGACUCAUGGGAGCUGGAUUUCUAGCCCUAGGAAUGUCAUCUGGAAGAGCUAACAAUUGCCAUCAUGAGGAAGACAAAAAAUCAGUGCUUCUCGGUCAUGGCCUGGCAAAUGGGUUGUUUUUUCUGACCAUGUUGUUAUGUCAGUUAUUCUCUGACAUAUUCUCUCAGUGGCAUGUCUAUGGAAUGUGCAUAGUCCUUCUGGCUGCCGUGAAUGACUUUGUCGGAUGCGAGAUAAAUGCCAUGGUACAGAACUUCAAGAGAGAACUCUCAUCUACAAAAGAAGAGUAAACUAGUCUUCACAACCAAUAAAUAACAAGUUUGAUUCGUAAAAAAUAGUAUACAUGUAGAUUCUUUAAAUCUGAAAGAAAAAUAGAAUGUUUCUCCAAAUUAAAUUGUGUCAAUAUUGUAAGUUGCUCUUCUCAUGCUUUUUAUUUUAUGAAAAUUUUCAAGAGAUAUUUAUAAUAUUCAGUAUUGGCUUUUGGCUUGUAUACUCCAAAUCCUCAUAUUGCAGCAUAUUUUCUGACAGACUGAUAAUUUUGUUCACAUAUAUUGGACUUACUAGUAAUUGAAUCAAACCAAACAAACUCUGGUACUUACCUUGUAACUGUAGUGGCCUUAGCUCUUGUUGUAAAACUUUUAUAAAUGAUCGAUUGUUGUAUUUUUGUUGUUUCUGUUUUGAGUUCACAUUUAUUUGUAGUGUAUUCCUAGUAAUUGUUGCUUACUUGUGCAAAACAUCUCACCAAUAUAAAGUUCAAAAAGGCCUGUAUUAAAUUAUUCUGAAUUUUUGUAUUAACUUUAAAGUAUGAUGCAACAAGCAAGUAACCAUUACAAUAAUUUUCAAUGAUAAUCUUUUGAAAGUUUACAUAAUGCCAAGUACGUACUUUGUCCUUUUUUUAAUGUGCUAAUUCAUUAUUACUGCCAAAAUAUAAAUUUGCAUGGUAUAAAUGUAGGCACCUAGUGCUAAUUUAGGAUUGUGCUAUUAGGUCCAUGACCUGCUAACAUGCUUAAUUUAAUAUAUCGCAGUUCACCUAAUGUUUAAAAUAUUAGCCAAUCUUUGUUUAUUUUUUUCCCAAUAUGUGUAUAAUACAUGACAUUCUUUUUCAUUCUGUUUGAUCAGUAAGGGUAAUUGGGUGAAUGGUAAUAAAAGUAUCAAUUAUACAUCUAUGAUGAAAGCUUUAUUGCUCAAUUUUCAGAAUUGUUAGUGAACUUUAUACUGGGUCUUUUUUUUUAACCAAUGUAUACUCUAUGUUUCAUUUUACAGAACGGGAAAUUUUCAUGUAAUGUACAUUGUAGCUUUCUUGUAAAAUUCACUUGUAUAUUUCCACACAGUUUCAUGUUCACUGGGAGUGGGUACAGAAGAUAAAUGUUUGAAGACUACUUUAAAUUGUUCCUUGGAUUGCCAGUCAAACUUAAACACUAUAUUUACAUCUCUCCAUUUUCAGCAAUGCAAUCAAAACACUUGUGUUUACUUUUUUCAGUCAUAUGAUAUAUGCCAGCAUUAGGUGCCUUAUUUUUUCUGUUUAUAUAAAUGCCUUAGAAAUAUAUGUAAUAUAAAUGUUUGUUGGUUAAAAUCAAUCAAGUACGCAAAGCUAUUUGUUUUAAUGCCUUUUUACAGACUUUUCCUAUAACCAAGGUCAUUGUAUUUGUUCAGCUAUAUGAGAUGGAGACCAUUUUCACAGGGCAGCAAAGUUAUCUAUACUCUAUUUCAAAUAAAGCUUUUUAUUUUCA